CCUUGACGAAAAUCAAUACUCACUGCUCUUGCUCACUGACCUGGUGAAAAUAAAAAAGGGUUUGGCUCUCAAAAAUUUCAGUAAAACAGAAGAAGCUACGCUACUUUGCGCUUCAUUCAUAUGACGACUUCUGAUAUCAUGGAUGAAGUGGGAUGUAGUAGUGGUAAAGGGAAGAUAUCAAAUGGAUCAGCGAUGAUGGAUUUUGAUAUUGAUGAUCUCUUUGAAGUGGAUGAUGAUGAUUGGGAUGAGGACGAGGACGAUGAUGAUAAUCUUGAUGUGGCUCCAAUCAAAGAGUUGGGUGAAGGUUUCUUGAAGAACUUUUGUAAAAAGGCAUCAACUGGUUUUUUUGAGAAGUAUGGCUUGAUUAGUCAUCAGAUUAAUUCCUAUAAUGACUUCAUCAACUUUGGAAUCCAAAGAGUGUUUGACUUGGUUGGAGAGAUCCAUGUUGAGCCAGGGUAUGAUCCAUCAAAGAGAGGUGAUGGUGAUUGGAAGCAUGCUUCUGUUAAGUUUGGGAAAGUAUCCCUUGAGCGGCCAAGGUUUUGGGCAGGGGAAAAGUUUUCUGUGGACGGUGGGAAAGAGUACCUGGACUUGUGGCCACGGCAUGCUCGCCUUCAGAACAUGACCUACUCUGCCAGGAUUAUGGUUGAGACUCAUGUUCAGGUGUAUACUAAAAAGCUAGUUAGAAGCGACAAGUUCAAAACUGGGGUAGACCAGUUUGUUGACAAGGAGUGUGAGAUGGAAGACAAAAGGGAUGUCUUGAUUGGGAGAAUCCCUGUGAUGGUGAACUCAGAGUUGUGCUGGAUGAAUGGUGUUGACAAGCCUGAUUGUGAAUUUGAUCAUGGGGGGUAUUUCAUAGUCAAAGGGGCUGAAAAGACCUUCAUCGCACAGGAGCAGAUCUGUUUAAAAAGACUCUGGGUGUCAAACAGUCCCACUUGGACGGUUGCAUAUCGCCCAGUUGCAAAAAGGAAUAGAGUCUAUAUUAAACUGGCUGAGACCUUGAAGCUUGAGCACAUAAAGGGAGCAGAAAAGGCCCUUACUGUGUACUUCUCAGUGGCGGAAAUGCCAAUUUGGAUUUUGUUUUUUGCUCUAGGUGUAUCCUCUGACAGGGAGGUAGUAAAUUUAAUUGAUGUGGAUAUUGAAGAUACUAAUAUUGUCAAUAUACUAGUAGCUUCAAUCCACGAUGCUGAUAAGAAGUGUGAGGAUUUCAGGAAGGGGAAAAAGGCUCUCGCUUAUGUUGAUAGACUUAUAAAGGGUUGUAGAUUUCCACCUCAAGAGUCUGUUGAGGAGUGCAUACAACAAUACCUGUUCCCUAAUCUUAGUGGUCUCAAGCAGAAGGCUCGCUUCCUUGGCUAUAUGGUAAAGUCCCUCUUGCACGCUUUUAUUGGUCGCAGAAAAGUUGACAACAGAGAUGAUUUUCGGAACAAGAGAUUGGAGCUGGCUGGUGAGCUCCUUGAACGAGAGCUCAGGGCGCACAUUAAACAUGCUGAGAGGCGUAUGCUGAAGGCAAUGCAAAGAGAUCUUUACGGAGAUCGACAAGUUCAACCAAUUGAGCACUAUCUUGAUGCAUCUAUUAUUACAAAUGGUCUCUCCAGGGCCUUUUCCACUGGACACUGGUGUCACCCUUACAAGAGAAUGGAGAGGGUCUCUGGUGUAGUAGCAACUAUCAGACGAACCAAUCCUUUGCAAAUGACUGCUGAUAUGAGGAAAACACGUCAGCAGGUUACAUACACUGGGAAGGUUGGCGAUGCUAGAUACCCACAUCCUUCACACUGGGGAAAGGUAUGUUUUCUCUCCACCCCAGAUGGAGAAAAUUGUGGCCUGGUGAAAAACUUGGCGAGUAUGGGUCUUGUCAGCACAACUAUUUUGAAGCCACUUCUUGAGACGUUGUACCGGUGUGGGAUGCAAAAGUUAGUAGAUGAUAGUGCCACCUCACUCCAUGGAAAGCAAAAGGUACUUUUAAAUGGGGAUUGGGUUGGAAUAUGUGAAGAUUCUGCAUUCUUUGUUUCAAAGCUAAGACGUAAGCGCCGCAGGAAUGAAGUGCCACACCAGGUUGAAGUUAAGAGAGAUGAGCAGCAGGGUGAAGUUCGCAUGUUUUCUGAUGCGGGAAGGAUUCUGCGCCCUCUUCUUGUUGUUUCAAAUCUAAAGAAAAUCAAAGCUUUGAAAGGGGGAGACUGUGGCUUUCAAUCUCUUCUGGACAAUGGGAUUAUUGAGCUUAUAGGACCUGAAGAAGAAGAAGACUGUCGAACUGCAUGGGGAGUUGAAUACCUCUUAACAGCAGAUAAGGAGAACCCACCUGCCAAGUAUACCCAUUGUGAGUUAGACAUGUCAUUCCUGUUGGGCUUGAGCUGUGGUAUUAUCCCUUUUGCAAAUCAUGAUCAUGCUAGGAGAGUCCUCUAUCAGUCUGAAAAGCACUCUCAGCAGGCAAUUGGGUUUUCAACAGUGAAUCCAAACAUUAGAGUUGAUACAAAUACCCAUCAAUUGUAUUAUCCUCAGAGGCCACUUUUCCGGACAAUGUUGUCAGAUUCCCUUGGGAAGCCCAAAUAUACUCAUAGCCAGAAAGGAAUGCUUCCACGGCCUGAAUACUACAAUGGUCAAUGUGCUAUUGUUGCAGUGAAUGUUCACCUUGGCUAUAACCAAGAAGAUUCAUUGGUUAUGAAUUGUGCAUCACUGGAGCGUGGAAUGUUUCGGUCGGAGCAUGUUAGGAGCUACAAGGCUGAGGUUGACAAUAAGGAAGCUAUCGGAAAGAAGCUAAAGAUUGAGGAUUCUGUUAACUUUGGGAAAACCCAGAGUAAAAUUGGACGAGNCUUCUACUUAUCAUUACUAAACUAUGCUAAAGCUUCAAAACUGGAAGCCAUUGUAGAAAAUCUUCAGCCUGAUGUUUCAAGGACUGAUUCAUUGCGGCCUCUACCCCCAACAAGGGGUUUGUGGCUGCCAACUGCAAGGGGUCUGCCCUUUAGUGCUGGAUCCUUCAACAAAUCCUCGUGGGGUAUUACUCUGCUACCAACAUGGUGUGGGAUUUUUUGUCCUGAAAAGAUGCCUCAGGAGUUCAUUGAUUGCACUAUUCUUGUAUAUUCUGUGCAGGUUCGUUCUCCAUGUCUUGGAGACAAGUUCUCCAGCAUGCAUGGACAAAAGGGUGUCCUUGGAUUUCUGGAAUCUCAGGAGAAUUUCCCUUUUACAGCUCAAGGGAUUGUUCCAGACAUUGUAAUCAAUCCUCAUGCAUUUCCUUCAAGGCAAACCCCUGGUCAGCUGCUGGAAGCCGCUUUAGGGAAGGGCAUUGCCCUAGGUGGCGGUCAAAAAUAUGCCACUCCCUUUUCCACUUUAUCAGUUGAUGCCAUAAUAGAGCAGCUUCAUGGGCGAGGUUUCUCAAAAUGGGGAAAUGAGAGAGUUUACAAUGGCCGUACGGGUGAAAUGGGUCAAAACCUGAUCUUCAUGGGCCCAACAUUCUACCAACGCCUCAUUCAUAUGGCUGAAGACAAAGUGAAGUUCCGUAAUACCGGACCAGUCCAUCCCCUUACUCGCCAACCUGUGGCAGACAGAAAACGCUUUGGUGGAAUUAAAUUUGGUGAAAUGGAGCGUGACUGUCUUAUAGCUCAUGGUGCUGCAGCGAACUUGCAUGAACGCCUUUUCACACUCAGUGACUCCUCCCAAAUGCACGUCUGUGGGAAGUGCAAGAACAUGGCAAAUGUAAUCCAGAGGUCUGUUCAAGGUGGUAAGGUAAGAGGUCCUUAUUGCCGCUUCUGUGAAUCAGUUGAAGAUAUAGUGAAGGUUAAUGUGCCAUAUGGUGCGAAGUUAUUGUGCCAGGAGCUCUUCAGCAUGGGCAUAUCUCUCAAGUUUGAUACUGAGAUUUGCUAGUGUUUAAGUUUCAUCUCCAGACUAUACUUAUCAUGCUGACAUGUUGGUACAGUUGUUGAUGGCAAACACUGUUAUCUGUAAAUAUUUCUAGUGUUGAUGGAAAAACAAGAUGGUCUCCUUGUAUCUAACCUUGUUGAUUAUCAGGUCGACGAAGUUGUUUUAUCGUUUA
Messenger RNA from Nicotiana tabacum (common tobacco), 4021 nucleotides. The record is from RefSeq and is a predicted model, not a curated record. Lineage: Eukaryota; Viridiplantae; Streptophyta; Magnoliopsida; Solanales; Solanaceae.